AUGCCAGACGAAGAUAGCUUGGUUGCUACUAGAUCUAGGCGUUCUAAUGCUGGUUCGCGUCUUAAGCAUUUAAUUGAAUUAGAAGAAAGAGCCAGUGAUGUACAAGAAUCUGUCAGUUCAAUAAUAAAUGAAGAAGAUGAGAAUGUAAAUUUAUUAUUUCAAGAGGAUGAAGAUGAUCAGGAGUUUUUUGAAGAAGAAGAAGAGGAGGAAGAAGAAGAGGAAAAUGAAGAUAACGAAGAAGGGGAAGGAGACGAUGAAGAUAAUAUAAACAAAGAAGAGACAAACAAUAAAAGAGCACAUGAAUCUGACGAUGAAGGUGAACAAGUGAAUUCAGACGACGUUCUCUCGGAUUCGGAUAUAUCAAUGUCAGAAUCAGAUGAAAGUGAAGGGGAGAAAGAGCUUCAAAUACAAGAAAAGAUGAAGCAGCGUAAAGUGAAAAAGAAACAAAGUCUUGUACCCACUAUCAAGCAGCCCAAAUUGAAUGAAAAGCCAAAGGCCAAGAAACCAAAGGGGUUAACAUCAUCUGACUCCUUAUUAUUAUCGAUGAGAAGAUCGUCGUCCAGAUCAACGGCCGUAGAAAACAAAGAAGCAUUGGUUCAAAAAUUAAAGGAAAACGAAAAGAGAAGGGCCAAGAUAGGCCCUAUUGUCCGUGUUAAACACGUCGAUUUGACUCAGGAAGAAAAGCUUGCGGAAGCAAUAGAAACAGAAAAGGCUAAUAUAUUAUCAUUGCAACAGUUCAGGGAUCAAGAAAUAGUCAAAAAAGAAAGACAGAAACAACUAUUAUUACUGCGGAAAGUGAAACUCAAAAAUGUAGUUAGAACAAUAAGCUAUGAAAGACUAAUAACGCCCUUGGAUGAAAUAAAUGAAGCUAGACACAUGCGUGAACUACUUAAUAUUAGAUCGAGGAAGAAGCUCGGAAGAAAAAAGAAGGUUUCAAAAGAAACAGAGGCAAGACGACUUCCUGGAGAAGUUGAUACCGAAUUACCACUUGUAAAGGAAGAAUUGGAAAGAAAACGAAUCCAAGAGGAAGAGGAAGCUAAAAUUAACGGAGGAGAUAAAACUGCAGAAAUUACCUCUGAUACACAAGCUGAUAAUAAUCAAGAAAACGAAAAUAUGGAUAAAUCCUCCACACCUCCUCCCAAUACAUCUGAGGUUGUAUCUGAGGAGCCUAAAGAGACUAUUGAAGAGAAGGGUCCUAACGAAGUUGAAGGUAAAGCCAUUAGCCCUGAAGAUGAUAAAAAUGCUACCCAAGAUACAACAGAAGAAACUACGGUUCAAUAUAAUGAAGAUAAAGAUUCUAAUCACAUUCAGGAGGAAGAAGAAGAAGGUAUUGAAAACCAUUUGGAUGAAAAAAAUGAAAAAAUUACAGAAAAUGAAGUUUCUUUCAAGAGUGCAACGAUUGUUGAUACAUCUGUGAAAGAAGAGCCAUUAUCAAAUGAUGGCUUUGUCAACAAAAUAUCGGGGAGCGAUUCAGAUAAGGCUAAAUCUGAAAAGGAGGAAGAAGGAAAUCCUGAUAAUAUAGAGGGAGUAUUGUUGAAUAAUACGCAUGAAGAGUUAAACAAUUUGAAAGAAGAGAAGAGAGUUAAAUUUGCAGAUGAAUUGGAACAAGAACAACGGGAGGAAACCGAACCAUACGAAACAAAUAAUUCCACGCCGGAUGUUGAAUUUGAAACCAAUCCUGAAAUAUUCGAAGGUCCACCGCAAAGAGUAGCUCGUAAUAUGAUAUAUCUUAUAGACUUUGAAGAGGAUAAGGAUCCCAGCUAUAAACUCGACCACUCUAACAUUAAAUCCAUACUAUUCGGGCCACAGUCUCUUCUUCCGGCUUCUAGAAGGUUUAAAGAUUUAAAGACUAUCCUAAGAAUUGGUGAGGUGGAAAAUCCUUAUGCAACCGUGAAGCAAGAAAAGGAUGAGUUAUUUGAACCAGUUUCAGAACUUAAUGAAGAUAAUGCAAUGUUUGAUGAACUUAAAAGGUUACCUAAAUUAGGUAUUACCCAAGCUAUAGUAGAAGAAAUUGAAGAGGAUACACAAGAGGAGAAUGCACCUAUAGUAUUAAAGACAGAAGCGCCGACAGGAAUUUACUUACCAAAUGGAAACAAGAAAGCUUGUUUGAUCUCAGGCACAGAAGUUAAAUAUUUUGAUCCUUCCAAUGGUAUACCGUAUAGCAGUGUCGAAACAUACAGAUUCUUAAAAACUAUUGAACAGGGUAACGUCCCUUGGUAUAGCAUUGAUGAAACUGACAAUGAUAACGGCCCCGUUGAGCUCUAUUUUGGUUCUAGAGACGGUACAGAAAGACAUGCCAAAGGAGUUCCUGAAGGUUUUGACAGCUAA
Molecule: messenger RNA, 2328 nt
Organism: Debaryomyces fabryi
Lineage: Eukaryota; Fungi; Ascomycota; Pichiomycetes; Serinales; Debaryomycetaceae
Exons: 1
Coding region: 1-2328 (775 amino acids)
Biological process (GO): regulation of DNA-templated transcription; chromatin remodeling
Cellular component (GO): nucleus
Molecular function (GO): ATP-dependent H2AZ histone chaperone activity
Source: RefSeq, a predicted model, not a curated record